Messenger RNA from Brassica oleracea var. oleracea, 1476 nucleotides. RefSeq names its product DNA-3-methyladenine glycosylase 1. The record is from RefSeq and is a predicted model, not a curated record. Gene Ontology annotation, molecular function: DNA-3-methyladenine glycosylase activity; alkylated DNA binding; DNA-7-methylguanine glycosylase activity. Lineage: Eukaryota; Viridiplantae; Streptophyta; Magnoliopsida; Brassicales; Brassicaceae. Gene Ontology annotation, cellular component: nucleus; protein-DNA complex. The transcript is spliced from 2 exons. Bases 116 to 1150 code for a protein of 344 amino acids. Gene Ontology annotation, biological process: base-excision repair; DNA alkylation repair; base-excision repair, AP site formation.
AAAAAUCAAAGUCAGCUUCACUCCGCCGUGUCCAUUCUCCGAUAAGGUGUUUUAGAUUCUUCUUCGUCUCUCUUCAAGCGAUCAAAACCCUAAUUCAACCCAAUUCGAUUUCCACAUGGGUGAACCUCAACCCCAAUCACCCAAACCCGAAAACCCUAAUCCAAUCCCACCGCAAAGCAACGACUCCUCCUCCUCCUCCGCCUCCGUUCCCGGCUCAACCACCAUCGAAGCCCCGAGAAUCACCGAGCUAAGCAAUGUAUCCUCCCCUCCUUCCAAAAUCCCACUCCGUCCUCGAAAAAUCAGAAAGCUUUCUCCCAACAACGACGCGGUGACGUCAUCGAGACCUUCAGCGAAGGGCAAACCAUCGCAGCCACCGAGGAUCCACGCAAAGUCUCUAACUUGCGAGGGAGAGCUCGAAGCGGCGAUAACCCACCUCCGUAGCGUCGAUCCUCUGCUAGCGUCGUUGAUCGACGCACACCCACCGCCAAAGUACGAGUCUUUCAACACUCCCUUCUUGGCUCUGAUACGAAGCAUUCUCUACCAGCAGCUAGCUGCUAAAGCGGGGAACUCAAUCUACACACGCUUCGUUUCCCUCUGCGGAGGCGAAAACGGCGUCGCUCCGGAGAAUGUCUUGCCUUUGACGCCUCAGGAGCUUCGUCAGAUUGGUGUCUCUGGGAGGAAGGCGAGUUACCUCCACGAUCUUGCGAGGAAGUAUCAAAACGGGAUCUUGUCGGAUUCUGGGAUAUUGAACAUGGAUGAUAAGUCUCUGUUCACGAUGCUGACGAUGGUUAACGGGAUCGGGUCGUGGUCGGUUCAUAUGUUUAUGAUGAACUCGCUUCAUAGACCUGAUGUGUUGCCUGUUAACGAUCUCGGUGUGAGGAAAGGUGUGCAGAUGCUUUAUGACUUGCCGGAGUUGCCUCGUCCUUCGCAGAUGGAGGGUCUUUGCGAGAAGUGGCGUCCGUAUAGGUCUGUUGGGUCGUGGUACAUGUGGCGGCUUAUUGAAGCUAAAGGGACUCCGUCUAAUGCUGGGGCGGUGAGUUCAGGAGCUGAUUUGGCGUUUCCACAGUUGGAAGACAUGCAACAGCAACAACAGUCACAGCUUCUGGACCCUCUUAGUGUGUUCAGUAUCGGGGCAUGGGGCCAAACUUAGCUGGCUUCCCACCAUAAGUUGGUGUCGUCCAUGGCGUUAGAGGGAUUCUGGUCCGGUCUUCAGAUACUGUCAGAUGAAAAGGUCGAGUCUGCUGUGAAGAAAUACGAAUAAAGCAGGAACUUUCUAGGUUGGGUUUCUUAAGACACAAAACUGAAAGACUAUGCAGCAGAAACCCUCUUAGUAUGUAAGAUAUAGUUUAGCUGAUGAACUUUGAUUUUCUCUUGUUGGAGACUUAAAAUUGCUGUUUAAAAAAACUCAUAAUUCAUGUAAAACAGAGUCAAAUCUUUCAUUUUCUCAUUGCUUAACCAGUUGUUUUGCGGGCAUAA